This is a messenger RNA of Coregonus clupeaformis (lake whitefish), 1434 nucleotides long. Its product is annotated as globoside alpha-1,3-N-acetylgalactosaminyltransferase 1. Gene Ontology annotation, biological process: carbohydrate metabolic process. Gene Ontology annotation, cellular component: vesicle; Golgi apparatus; membrane. The transcript has 16 exons. The coding region runs from base 119 to 1300 and encodes 393 amino acids. The record is from RefSeq and is a predicted model, not a curated record. Gene Ontology annotation, molecular function: hexosyltransferase activity. NCBI's taxonomy places the organism in Eukaryota, Metazoa, Chordata, Actinopteri, Salmoniformes, Salmonidae.
AGGGGGAGCUCAAUGGAAACGUUAAUUUGUACAGUGACAGGUUUAGACCGCUACUGUAGAUUAAGAUUAUACGGUGCAUUCAACUGGGACCAGGUGAUUUUCAGGAACAUCAGUCAAAAUGCCUAUAAGACGUGAACAUUUCCUGCUUUCUUUAGUAAUGGCCGGGGUAAUGGUUCUCUGCUGGCUCGUCUUCUCAAACUGUGCAUCCGUGUCUCUCAACCAGGUGCAUCACCAGGUUGUGCAGAAUCACAGAUUACAGAGCAAGCAAGCCAAUCUUAUGGAACCAGUAUUAAAGAGCAAGCAAGCCAAUCUUAUGGAACCAGUAUUAAAGAGCAAGCAAGCCAAUCUUAUGGAACCAGUAUUAAAGAGCAAGCAAGCCAAUCUUAUGGAACCAGUAUUACAGAGCAAGCAAGCCAAUCUUAUGGAACCAGUAUUAAAGAGCAAGCAAGCCAAUCUUAUGAAACCAGUGAGGACUGACGUGCUGACUGUAACCCCGUGGCUGGCUCCUGUAGUCUGGGAAGGGACUUUUGACCCCCAGGUCAUAGACGAGGCCUUUAUGUCCCAAAACCUCACCAUCGCUACCACUGUGUUCGCUGUAGGGAAAUACACUCGUUUUCUUCGGGACUUCUUAGAGUCCGCUGAGAAGCACUUCAUGUUGGGACUGGACGUACACUACUACGUGUUCACCGACAUGCCCGACGACGUGCCCGACAACGUGACUCUGGGUGUCGGCAGACUGCUCAGCAUCGUGAGGGUGCCAAAGUUCGACCGCUGGCAGGAGAUAUCCCUCCGCCGCAUGGAGAUCAUCCAGACUGCCAUUAAGGAUUACAUCCACCAGGGGGCAAACUACAUCUUCUGCCUGGACGUAGACAUGAGGUUCCACGGCCGUGUGGGGCCAGAGGCUCUGGGGAGACUGGUGGCCGCCAUCCACCCCUGGUUCUACAUGUACCCCCGGAGCCAGUACCCCUACGAGCGGCGGACCGUCUCCAAAGCCUACAUACCCCAGGACCAGGGAGACUUCUACUACCAGGCCAACAUUUUCGGAGGAGCGCUGGAGGAUGUUCACCGGCUGACCAAGACUUGCAGUGAGCACCUGGAGGUUGAUAGGUCAGUGGGUGUGGAGGCUGUGUGGCAGGAGGAGAGUCAUCUGAACUGGUACCUGGUGAGGAACAAGCCCACCAAGCUGCUGUCACCUGAGUAUGUGUGGGACGACGCUAAAGGACGGGACGCCAAGGAGAUAAAACUGGUCCGCUUCUCCUCUGUCAUUAAGAACAAGGCAGAGGUCAGGGAGAACCUGUGAGAGAAGAAGAAGAGGAAGAGGAGAGAAAGGAUAUUUUUUCUUUUUAACACAAGCUGCAGGCAGGAGAGGAGAAAGGUGGGAAGGAGGAGAGGAGAAGAAGAGGAGAAGAGGAGAGAGAGAGAGGAGAAGAAGAA